CCAUGCGGAACGCGACGGCCCGCGAGGGCCCGGGGUCGGCGGGCUGGGACCUGCUGCCGCUGUUCCCCGCGCCGCUGCUGGCGGGCGUGACGGCCACCUGCGUGGCGCUGUUCGCCGUGGGCGUCGCGGGCAACCUGCUGACGGUGCUGGUGGUGCGGCGCUUCCGCGAGCUGCGCACCACCACCAACCUGUACCUGUGCAGCCUGGCCUGCUCCGACCUGCUCAUCUUCCUGUGCAUGCCGCUCGACCUGGUGCGCCUGUGGCAGUACCGGCCCUGGACCUUCGGCGACCUGCUCUGCAAACUCUUCCAGUUCGUGAGCGAGGGCUGCACCUACGCCACGGUGCUCACCAUCACGGCGCUGAGCGUCGAGCGCUACUUCGCCAUCUGCUUCCCGCUGCGCGCCAAGGUGCUGGUGACCAAGGGCCGCGUGAAGCUGGCCCUGCUGGCCAUCUGGGCCGUGGCCUUCUGCAGCGCCGGGCCCAUCUUCGUGCUGGUGGGCGUGGAGCACGAGAACGGCACCGACCCCCGGGACACCCGCGAGUGCCGCGCCACCGAGUUCGCCGUGCGCUCGGGGCUGCUCACGGCCAUGGUGUGGGUGUCCAGCGUCUUCUUCUUCCUGCCCGUCUUCUGCCUCACGGUGCUCUACGGCCUCAUCGGCAGGAAGCUGUGGCGGCGGGGGCGCGGCGACGCGGCGGGGGGCGCCUCGCUCCGCGAGCAGAGCCACCGGCAGACGGUGAAGAUGCUCGCUGUCGUGGUGUUUGCUUUCAUCCUCUGCUGGCUGCCCUUCCACGUGGGGCGAUAUUUAUUUUCCAAGUCCUUCGAGCCCGGCUCCUUGGAGAUUGCUCAGAUCAGCCAAUACUGCAACCUGGUAUCCUUUGUCCUCUUCUACCUCAGUGCUGCCAUCAAUCCCAUUCUGUACAACAUCAUGUCCAAGAAGUACCGGGUGGCGGUGUUCAAGCUUCUGGGAUUUGAACCCUUCUCCCAGAGGAAGCUCUCCACUCUGAAGGAUGAAAGUUCUCGGGCCUGGACAGAGUCUAGUAUUAAUACAUGA
Messenger RNA from Canis lupus familiaris (dog), 1052 nucleotides. RefSeq names its product growth hormone secretagogue receptor (gene GHSR). NCBI's taxonomy places the organism in Eukaryota, Metazoa, Chordata, Mammalia, Carnivora, Canidae. Gene Ontology annotation, cellular component: plasma membrane. The record is from RefSeq and is marked provisional. Gene Ontology annotation, molecular function: growth hormone secretagogue receptor activity. Gene Ontology annotation, biological process: hormone-mediated signaling pathway; G protein-coupled receptor signaling pathway.